Staurois parvus is the source of this 468-nucleotide messenger RNA. Lineage: Eukaryota; Metazoa; Chordata; Amphibia; Anura; Ranidae. The record is from the annotation of a GenBank genome assembly.
CAUCAGGUAUCCCCAUCAGAGUACCCCCUUACAUCAAGGUGUCCCCAUCAGAGUGCCCCCUUACAUCAGUUGUCCCCAUCUGGGUACCCCCUUACUUCAGGUGUCCCUUUCAGCAUGCCCCCUUUCAUCAGGUGUCCCCAUCAGAGUGUGCCCUUACAUCAGGUGUGCCCAUCAGAGUACUCCAUUACAUCAGAUGUCCCCAUCAGAGUGGCCCCUUACAUCUGGUGUCCCCAUCAGCGUGCCCCUUACAUCAGUGUCCCCAUCAGAUAUGUGUCCCCAUCAGAGUGCCCCCUUACAUCAGAUAGUCCCCAUCAGAGUGCCCCCUUACAUCAGAGUACCCCUUACAUCAGAUGUCCCCAUCAGAGUGCCCCCUUACAUCAGGUGUCCCCAUCAGAGUACCCCCUUACAUCAGAUGUCCCCAUCAGAGUGCCCCCAUUACAUCUGUUGUCCCCAUCAGAGUACCCCUUA